This is a messenger RNA of Saprolegnia parasitica CBS 223.65, 2017 nucleotides long. RefSeq lists its product as hypothetical. Lineage: Eukaryota; Oomycota; Saprolegniomycetes; Saprolegniales; Saprolegniaceae. Gene Ontology annotation, cellular component: cytoplasm. Bases 167 to 2017 code for a protein of 616 amino acids. Gene Ontology annotation, biological process: post-transcriptional regulation of gene expression. Gene Ontology annotation, molecular function: mRNA binding; metal ion binding. The transcript is spliced from 4 exons. The record is from RefSeq and is a predicted model, not a curated record.
CGAGUGGGGCCGCGAUUUGAUUGAUGGAAGCGAGGGUUACAUAUCCAAAGUCAAUUGGCAGGGCCGAGCUCCUCCCACUGCUCGCUGCGUCAGGGACGGCGCCACCGACUUGUUGUACCAUAGCCACUGUAUCUAUAAGCCGCGCCAACCUUUGCUGGAGAAGAUCAUGCACACCACCCAUCCCCGCUCGUCGUCCCGCCCGCCGUCGCCGUCGCCGCCCGCCGCAAUGGCUUCGCUCUUCUACGACGACCUCGACUUCCUCGGCCGGAGCUACGACGGCGCGAUGCCCCGCCUGCACGAGCCGGAGCCGCCGCGACGCGCCUACUAUGACGAAGCGCCGCGAAGUCUGCCCAAGCCGCGCAAGAACAGCAUCGAGAUGUUUCUCUCGCAGAGUCCGUCGCAGCACCUCGGCAACGACUUUUUGCGCAUGACGCUCGACGAACCGCCGCAGUUUUACCUCAAUCCGGAGCUCGCGACGUUUGGUCCGCCGAGUAGCGCCGAGACGACGACGACGACGUCGACGACGGACGCGUGGUACCAGCAGCGGUCGUAUGCGCCCGAGCCGGCGCCCAUGUACACGGCGUCGUACGCGCCGACGUCGGCGCCGUCGAUGCGGUCGCAGCAGCAGUGGUCGUCGCGGCCGUCGCCGCCGCUCCCGAGCUACCCGUCGUCGUUUCGAACGAGUGCGCCCCGGUCCGCGCCGCGCUCGUUCCCGCUCGGGAACCGGACAUCGGGGCUCUUUGACUCGCUCAAGUCGCCGCUCAAGCCAUGCAAGUUUUAUGCCCAAGGCCACUGCCGCAUGGGCACCAAAUGCAAGUUUGCGCACCAGCUGCCGACGGCGCCGUCGUCGACCGCGUCGUCGGCCGCGUCGUUUGAGGACGAGUACGCGUCGUACCCAAGCUUUCGGCCGACGGGCCACCAGCCGAGCAGCCUCGACCCGUCGUCGCUGCCCGAGCUCUCGCCCAACGUUGCGCUCACCGUCGACGACCUCUUGGGCCGCGUCUACGCCAUGUCGAAGGACCAGAAUGGGUGCCGGCUUCUCCAAGAACAGCUCGACGGCCGGUCGGACCUCUGCGACGUGAUUUACACGGAGGCCGUCCCGCAUCUCGUCGAUAUGAUGGUCGACCCGUUUGGCAACUACCUCUUCCAGAAGCUUCUCGAGCGCGUGACCGACGCGCAGCGGCUCGUGAUUGUGCAGCACGUGGCUGCGCACCUCGUCGCCGCCGCGCUCAACUUGCACGGAACGCGGUCGGUGCAAAAGGUGGUCGAGGUCUGUGCGACAGACCGCGCGCUCGCCUCGCUCAUCGUCUCGGCGCUCGAGGACGACGCGGUCCGUCUCUGCAUCGACUCGAACGGGAACCACGUGAUUCAGCGCGCGCUGCAGUUUUUACCGGCCGAGUUUAACCAGUUUGUGUUUGACGCGGUCGCAGCCGACUGCACCGUCGUCGGGACGCACCGCCAUGGCUGCUGCGUGCUCCAGCGCUGCGUCGACGCGGCCAACGAGCGCCAAAAGCGCGCGGUGAUUGCCCAAGUCGAGCGCCACGCGAUGAAGCUCAUGCAAGACCCGUACGGCAACUAUGUGGUCCAGUACGUCCUCGACGCGUGCCCGAGCGACGAGACGGUCGGCGUCAUGGCGAAAUGCGUCGGCCACCUCUUUGAGCUCUCGGUCCAAAAGUUUUCGUCCAACGUGGUUGAAAAGUGCCUCGAAUUGGCCCCGUACGAGCUGCGCCAGACGUUUGUGAAGGAGCUCAUUGCGUCGCCGCGCAUGCAGCGCAUGCUCCAAGACCAGUUUGCCAACUAUGUGGUGCAGCGCGCGCUCUCGGUGGCCUCGGACGAGCACUGCCUCUGCCUCGUGCACGCGAUUGCACCCCACUUGCCGUCGAUGAAGAACACGUCGGGCGGCCGCCGCAUCCAAGCCCGCAUCCUCAAACGCUUCCCGCAUAUGGUCGAGAUGGCGAUGCUCGGCGAGGCCCUGCCACUCGAGACGCCGCCGCCGCUCUAUGGCCGCGUUGCGUAG